Molecule: messenger RNA, 3705 nt
Organism: Candidula unifasciata
Lineage: Eukaryota; Metazoa; Mollusca; Gastropoda; Stylommatophora; Geomitridae
Source: the annotation of a GenBank genome assembly
AUGUUUGGAAAUUUGUUUAACGAAGAUAUGGGUCAGCAGGGGGCAGCAGCAUCAGCAGUCUCUGUCAUACCUUCACCUCCUGGCCACAGGCUCGAUUGUGGCUUGGCGGGGAUUGACAAUCAAGGAGCUACCUGUUAUCUGAAUUCCUUGUUGCAAACGCUUCUGUUGACACCAGAGUUCAGAGAAAAACUGUUCAUGUUAACAGAGCAAGAUCUUGGCAGUCUUAGAGGUGACAAUAGUUCUAGCUCAAAAGUUCGGGCUAUCCCCUUACAGCUACAGCGUCUGUUCUCACAGUUACUUCUGAGUGACCAGCAGAGUGUUAGCACCACUGACCUCACUAACAGUUUUGGAUGGACCAAUCGAGAAGAGUUUCAGCAACAUGAUGUUCAGGAGUUAAAUCGUAUACUGUUUAGUGCCAUAGAGGAAUCCUUAGUUGGCACACCUGCCCAGAACAUAAUUAAUGAGCUCUACCAUGGAACAGUUGUCAACCAGAUUGUAUGUUCAAAGUGCAAGAAAAUCAGUGAGCGAGAGGAGGAUUUUCUGGACUUAACAUUAGCUGUAGCAGGAGUGUCAGGACUGGAGUCUGCUCUGAAACAGAGUUACUGUGAUGUUGAAGUGAUGGACGGACGCAAUCAGUACCGCUGUGAGAUCUGCCAGACGUAUACUGAUGCCACUAAGGGUGCCAAGUUGAGAACUCUUCCCCCUUUGCUGACUGUAUCAUUACUGAGAUUUAGUUACGAUUUUGUCAAGAUGUCUCGCUACAAGGAAAAUGGAAGAUUUACAUUUCCUAUGCAGUUGGACAUGAGUCCAUAUUCUGAAAAGGGCUCAACAGAAGACAAUGAUAACUUAUAUGACUUAUUUUCUGUGGUUGUACACAGAGGCAGUGCCUUUGGUGGGCACUAUUUUGCUUACAUCAGAGACAUAGACAACCUGGGACAUUGGGUACACCCAGAUGGAGCAACUGUUGAACGUAAGGUUGACCCCAGCGUGACGGGCUUGGAUGUGAUUGAGUGCCAGUCUCCAGUGGAUCUGGUAGAAAAUAUCUUAGGGAAAGAGUCUCACUGCUCCAUGUCAAUCACAAGGCUGUGUGCGGAAAUAACCAAAGUCACCGGAGUCUCAUGGAACAAGCGGUUUAAAAAAGCCCAUGGUCCGAUAAAUAAAUUUCUGAAGUCAUGCAGCUUGUUUGAAUACAACCCUGACUCUAACUGGGUCAGUCUACGAUCUUCAGUUCCUGAGCCAGGACAGCGGUGGUUCUGCUUCAAUGACUCAGUGGUGACACCUAUUCAAACCACUGAUAUAGAGAGGCAGUUCUCUGGAAAAGAAAGUGCCUACAUGCUGUUCUACAGAAAGAAAAGUCUUUACAGACCAGAGGAAGGUUUGAUUACCAAUUUUUAUUUUGUGGCGUUUUGUCAUACAAGAUUCAACACUACAACAGGUUUGCUACAGGAGGUAAGGAGUCUGGGAAAUUUUCCAGCCUGGGAACAGGUACCGCAAGACUAUGAAAAGACCAUAAACACUAUCACAGUGAAAGUGUUUUUGGCAGAGCAUUUUACCUACAAUGGCCUGCUCCAAAUCAAGGGAGGUGUCUCAUUUGAUGCUGCACAUUGUCCCAUAGAAAUUGACAGGAGGAGCAGUUUUCAAUACUUGAGGGCAAGAAUUAAAGAGACUCUUGUCGACAGUGAUGUUCAUAACUUCUCAGUGCAUCGAAUGAAAGCAAGAUGUGGUAGCUUUCACUUGUAUGAGGAGUUGACAGACGAAAGUGGUACGCUGCAAGACUUGAACUUGACAUCCGACAGUUUUCUUUUUGUGUGGAAUGGAGCUGUGAUGAAUGACUCUUUUGUGAACUGUGGUGAAGAAUGUGAGCCAAUUGAGUUGGUCAUCAAAGACCCGGAUGAAAAUAUUUUAGUAUAUGUCACGCUAGCCAAGAACAAAUGUCUGUCUGAUCUAUACAAGGCUGUGACAGACAAAACAGGUUGCCAGACAUAUCAUUUAUUGGCAUGUAAGCCUGGAGAAAAUGACUCCAAACUUUCAGAGUCUAGUGACACUACCCUUGCAACUGCUGGCCUCAAGGAUGGAGACACUUUACUAAUGGUGUUACCUAACAGUAAUUCCAGCCCACAUCUAGAGGGUCCAAUAAAUGGGACAUCUGGUGUUGAAGCUUCAGGUGAUCCAAAAUGGUCUAUAACAUUGCUGAACAGGCUAGCUGGUAAUGACAAUCCACAUACUUGCAAAAGUAUUCCAAUGAGAACCACAGCAUCCACAACAUUGAUGGAGUUGAAGUUACAAGCCCUAAAUUUACUUCAAGUGGAUAGUAUUCUAUUUGAUACCACACGACUGCGGCAGAACCAUCAGACUAUGGGGCUGUACCCUCCAUUACGAGAAGGUUUGACUUUAGCUGACGCUGGGCUUUCAAAUGGCGUGUUUCUAGUUUUGGAGAAUGGGAAACCACCUCAGGAUUCUGAAAUGACUGUUCGUGUCAACAAAGUCGUCGGUGGAAAGUUGUUGUCUGUUCAGGAAUUUUUGGUCGACAGACAACAGACUGUGUCAGAGAUGCUGCAGACUUCGUGUAAGCUGAUGAAUUGUGAAGGAACCCACUGGUAUCUCAGCAAAACAGAUGCAUUUGGAGACCCUGCUGAUCCUCUGGAAGACAGCACAGCCACACUCCUGGACCUAUUGAUCAACGAUGGAGAUACACUUGUCUUGCAGCAAGGCUCUUUCUUGAAGAAGGAUCAGGUUUGUGUGAGUGUGUGGCUUGCUCCGUACCAUCAGCCAUCGCCUACAGCACUGAAGGAAGUAACAGGCGGUGGGGAUGUUGCCAUGCAGCAAGACGAAGAGGACAAAGUAAUGUUGGAGUUGGCAGCAAAAUUGUCCUUGAACGAAUGUGUGUCCAGCAACCAUUUGAAUCCACUUAAUGACCGCCUGUACCCUGACAUGGAGCAGCUGUUUGAAGCACCGUUUGUGAUACCCAAGUCCAUGAGUGUGGAGGAACUAAAGCAAGCUUUGAUGAGUACAGAAAAGAUCCAGACUUUAAGAAUUCCCACUUCCAAUUUCAUGAGGUUGAGGUUAAUAGAGGGAAGCAGAUUGAAAGCCGUCAUCAGGAAUAACUCUCAAGUGCUCAAACACAUCAGUACCAAAGAAACUGUUAGCCUGGCAGUACAGGUUCUAAACUUUGAGGAAAACUUGGGAGUACACGAAACACUGCUGCUGUUGGCGAGAAAAAUUGGGGGGACUCGCAUUUACAUGCCAGCUCAGGAAUUUCUGUGGAAUACAUCAAGUGGGGUAGGGGCAGGAGAUCUGAAGAGAGUGAUAGCCACACGACUGUCUCUGCCACUGCAUGAUGUGUUGAUUGCUAAAUACAAUCCUGAGGUGUGUGAAUGGAUAGUCCUCCGUGAUCAGCCACAGAAAGUGCCUAAAAACAAAGGCAAGAAGAAAUCAAGUGCCCACAAAACAAAUGUCCGGCAAGCACCAUACUUCAUACAAGACGGUGAUCUUAUAGGAGUUAAGCUCCUGUCCGCUGAUAAAGGUAUUUUAGAUGCGGAUGACUUUUCCACACAAGAAGACAUUGAAAAGAGACAACUGAUACUGCAGGCUGCUGAAGAAAAGAAGAGGAUGCGAGAGGACAAGAAAAAGACUCAAACAGACACAUUUCCAGUAGUUCGACGUCCAGAAGUACCUCUCACGAUUAGAGUUGACAAAUUUUCAUAA